AUGAUCAUCUUGACCAACUUGGAGCAGGGGCAUCCAGCCAUACGCAAGAUAGCAAAGCUUUUCUUCACGAUUCCACAGGCCUUGGUCACGACCACGUUACCAGUACCGCCAUGUCACACGCCCGCGUCUGCGUCCGAUCGCGCGGCUGACCCGCUACCUUCCACCGCCAUGGCAUAUCUCGGUCCUAUAUAUCCUCCUCUCUCAUGGACCCCUCCAACCGGCGAGACGUCCUUCCCCAGUGUCGAGCCUGCUGAAGGGACGAACGUAUCUACUACACUGGAAUGUCAAAAGCGGCAAGAGUGUCAGUACGGGUCCGGAGCUGUCGCUUUACCUGCCCGACCCUUUGAACUGCCUGUCUCGAGCUCAGAAACUCAGGGAUCUGCGAAUAGCUCCGACGACAUCCUUACUGCAAAUACCGUUCAGUCUGCCGUAGAGGCUGGGAGCCACCAAGUUGACUCGUGCUCGAGGCUUAUGGCCGGUUCUGAUGACACCGUCGAGCUCUAUUCUACUCCUGCUACAGGAAUCUCUGGCUCAGUUACCUCGAAUACUACUGCAGUAUCUUCUCAGCAAGAGUCACUUGUGCUGCGGACGCCUUCUGAGCUCGAGGCGGUUAAUGAAGUUCCGGAGAACGCCAGUAUCGUCUCCGGCGGGCUACCUGAUGAAGUACAGACGGUUAUCUUGAAGUCUUCUGCGAAACCGUUACUAGAGGAGACUCACGAGUCUAUUCAUGUGGGCCAAAGGGCUGACGACGAACCGUUACCACCGCAUACGUCACCGGAGCCAACUAUUGGGCCUGAUCCGCGCCCUGGGUCUGUGUUUUUGACUGCUCCUGCCUAUCUGCUUCCUCCAGACCAAAGCACUAUUGUCGCUACCACCACUGAUGGCCCCGAGAAGGUCUCUUCCAGCGCCUCUGAAUCGUCUGACUCUGGCCCUCAGGCUGCUGAUCAGUCACAAGUUAGUGCGCAUACACCCACUAAGAACUCUCCAGGACCGAGUCUGCAUGCUCCCUCUCCCUCUGCUCCCAUAUCAUUACUGCGCUAUGCGCCUACGAUGCUUGCUGAUUCCAGCUUAUCUAUCUCUUCAAGCUCUUCGUCUGCUGCUAUUCACUCUGGCGCCGCUGCUCCGGUGUCUAUUGAUGCUUUGUCCUCGGCAUUUCCUCCCGUGAAUUCCCCUGCUGUUACUGACAACGAUUCUGCUCUUCAACGUACCGAGGGUGCUCCAGCGGAUCUUCCUCUGCUUACCCUGCAUGCCGCCUCGGAUGCGCAUAUACCUGGUCCUUCGGAUGUCCCUCCUGAUGCGCACUCUGAACUUUCGGCGCAUAUAGCGACCUCUGUAUCUGUAGAUCUGGCAACUUCUCGGGAACCGCCACACGCCUCAUCUGGGAAGCCUGUAGCUUCUGUCCUGCCGGUGUCACCGUCUUCUUCAUUUCUCUCGACGCCUCCUGAUAUAGACGCCUUGCCUGCGGAUGCACCCCCUCGUCCUCUGGACCUAUGUGUUUCUUCUGAAAUCUCAAGUGCUUCAUUCUCGCAUGCUGCUGGCCCCGUACCAGAGAGUACUAUUGCUUUAUCUGACGAUCGUACUGCUACUGAACUACCUGCUCUCCCUGCUCCCCUGCCGCCCAAGGAAGCGCAUACUGAUUCAACAUGUGGUAUAGAAGACAUCGCGCAAACCGAGAUCGCUGAACGUUCUGUACUUCCAACCGCUAUGGAGCUUCACUCGGACCUGGAUGUACACUCUACUGAUCCUGCUCGUAUCGGACCUGACGACGGUACCGCACUUUCUCCCGCGCAAUUAUCUGAAUUUGCCCUUUCCGACUCGGUUACACCGACGAAUUGUCCUGUCCCUGUGGUGACUGUUCCAGAACCUGCAGUACCUCCAGAGGCCGCGACCGAACACUUGCAUGCUCCCGCCGCUCGCCACUCGGACGAGGCUCUGGAACUUGUUUCUCAUUCCGUCCCUGCUGCUGUCAACGCGAUCCCGGCGAUACGCGGCCCUGGAAACAAGGACAGUGGACUCUCCUCUAUCAUCGGUAAUCAAGGCACAGGCGAAAGUAUAGACUCGCACAUAUCCCGCACCGAGGACAGUGUCGAUGUCACCCCCGCUGUGGAAUUCGAGAUAGACGAAUCUUCUGCGUAUCUGGUCCUCGACCUCCCGCAAUCCUCGCCCCCGCCAUCUUCCAGCCCUCCGGCCUUGUUCACGUCCCCGCCUAUGGUUUUCGCAAGUUCCUCAAGACCCACUAGUCCUAUGGACCUAGACGGGGAACCCAAGAUGAAGAACAGCUUGCGUGACGAAAAAAUAACCUUUGACGUAGCCGAUGAACACUAUCCGCUGAUACAGGACGAACAGCUGGAGGACAGAAGUGCUCCAGCCUUAAAUUCGCCGGCGCCGUUGUCCCCACCUUUUCCAAUUCAGGAGGCUUUGGUACCGCCUAGCUCCCCGCCGAGUGCGGUUGCUCCGUUUACUUCCUCGCCUCCGAGUUCACCUGCGCGAUCACCAUCUAUGUACACGCAAAGCUCACCUCCGAGGAGGCUGGGCAAAGAAGGGGAAGAAGAUGAGAAGGAUUCGAGUGUUGGAAGGAAGAGACGGCACGGGAGCGAGGAGCUCGAGGACGAAAGGGCAAAGAGAGCGAGAAUUGAAGGGGACAGGGCCGCCCCGAAGAGGUUGACGGUGCAGGGCCAGCGGAGGGAACUUAGGAAGCUGAAGAAACCGUUCAGGAGCCCAGUGAUCAUCGGCGGGGAAACACCGAGCGGCGAAGAUACCAAGGGUAAAGAAAAGCAGAAAGGUGGGGAAGCGCGAAAGGGUCAGCAUAAGCAGGUUGAGAGGGUCAAGCGAGACGCAGCGAGCUUGGAAGCGGACGCCGGACGGAAGAGCACCAAGUUCGCGGUGUCGAAGAGGGCUGCGGGGCAGUUCAAGUCGCCGCUGGCUCCGACGGCGCCCGCCGCGUCGUCUUCCAGCUCGCUCCUUCGCCCGGCGGCGGUCAGCGGCGUGCGCCUGACGCCGACGAUCCAGUCGUUAGAGCGGAAGCUGCAGGUGACGAAGCGCGCGGUGAAGAUCCUCGAAGACGGCGAGAGAGACGGGUUGCGGGACCUGGCGAAGAAGUGGAGGGAGGUGGGGAGGGAUGUUGCGUGGGAGGUGUGGAUGCUGGUGAAGGAUCAGGUCAACAACGGAGACGGCGCGGCGGGGAGUAGCGGCGGGUGGGGAUACGACGGGCAGAAAGAGUAUGGCUGGGAUAACGAGGCGGGGAAAGGGGACGAGGACGGCGCGAAGGGGCGAUAUGAGGUGGAGGAGGAGGAGGAGCGGCGGGAAGAGACGAUGGGGAGCAUGCUGAGGAAGAUGGGCAUUGCGCCGGAGACACUCGGCUGGGACGAUGACAGGGAAGAGUGGGUCGACGAGUGCAACACGAUCGAGACGUGA
Gloeophyllum trabeum ATCC 11539 is the source of this 3414-nucleotide messenger RNA. RefSeq lists its product as uncharacterized. The coding region runs from base 1 to 3414 and encodes 1137 amino acids. NCBI's taxonomy places the organism in Eukaryota, Fungi, Basidiomycota, Agaricomycetes, Gloeophyllales, Gloeophyllaceae. The record is from RefSeq and is a predicted model, not a curated record. The transcript has 7 exons.